Molecule: messenger RNA, 1210 nt
Organism: Mytilinidion resinicola
Lineage: Eukaryota; Fungi; Ascomycota; Dothideomycetes; Mytilinidiales; Mytilinidiaceae
Product: UreD-domain-containing protein
Exons: 1
Coding region: 158-1210 (350 amino acids)
Molecular function (GO): nickel cation binding
Source: RefSeq, a predicted model, not a curated record
CUUCUCGCAUGCACUAAUUCACCAGUUUAAAGCUCUAUAAGCUCCACCACGACAUCCCAGUCACCACCUCCAUCUACCCAUCCCAGCCAACACCAAUUGGUCCCGUUGACCAUGCACCACCACCACUACCCCCGAUAACCCCCCCAAGACCAGGACCAUGUCCUUCACAAACCCCUUCCUCCCGUCCUCCUCGCGCCCUGGCUACGGCACCGUCCACCUCGCCCUCCUCCCGCCCAAUACCCCGGUUCUCCAAACAGUCACAUACCAAUACCCGCUCAAGCUCAUUGCGCCGGAGCCACUAUAUCUCCCCUCUACCACCCCCAAUAAACCAGACGACUCGAGGAUCCUAAUCCACACCCUCUUCCUCCUAACCUACGGCGGCGGCCUCGUCGCCGGCGACACCAUCUCCCUGACCCUCACCCUCGCCCCCACAACCCGCCUCGUGCUGCUCACGCAAGGCAGCACUAAGAUCUUCAAAACGCCCUCCCCCGCCCUCCUCUCCCGCCAACACACGACCACCCGCCUCAGCGCCGGCGCCGCCCUCUGCUACCUCCCGGACCCCGUGCAGCCCUUCGCCGACUCCGCCGUCGCCGUCUCGGCUAUUUACGAGCUCGACGACGCCACCGCCAGCCUCUGCGUCCUCGACUGGGUCAGCGAAGGCCGCCCCGCGCGGGGCGAGCGCUGGGCCUUCCACGCCUACCGCAGCCGCAACGAGGUCUGGGCCCUCGACCCUAAAACCAACGCCCGUCAACUGCUGCUGCGCGACAACCAGAUCCUGGACCGCCAUGCCACGCCCACGCUGCCGCGCCUCGCGGGCCAGGGGAGCGAGGGGGAGUUGGCGGCGCGCAUGGACGGGCUCGGCGCGUUCGGCACGCUGAUCCUGCGCGGGCCGCUGUUUGAGGGCCUGGGCGGCGCGUUCAUGGGGGAGUUUGAGGCGCUGCCGCGGAUUGGGGGAAGGCAGUGGGAGGAUGAGGCGCCCGGGGGGCCUGCGGCGCGGGUGAGUGAGCUGGAGGCGCGGCGGGGGGCGCGGCGGAGGCAGGAGGGGGCGGAUGGGGUGCUGUGGAGCGCGGCGCGGGUGCGGGGGUUUGUGCUUGUGAAGUUUGGCGCGCGCGAGGUGGAGGGGGCGAGGCGGUGGGUGAAGGGGAUGAUUGGGAGCGAGGGGAGUGUGGCGAGGGAGUUUGGGGAGGGGGCGCUGUUGUGUUUGAAGUAG